Daldinia childiae is the source of this 1137-nucleotide messenger RNA. RefSeq lists its product as uncharacterized. The transcript has a single exon. Bases 1 to 1137 code for a protein of 378 amino acids. The record is from RefSeq and is a predicted model, not a curated record. NCBI's taxonomy places the organism in Eukaryota, Fungi, Ascomycota, Sordariomycetes, Xylariales, Hypoxylaceae.
AUGGCAUUCGAUUACGAACUUCGCCUACUAAUAGCACGUUGCUUGGAGACUUAUGGCCCAAGACGUCCAACGGCAGGCCAGCUGCUAGCAGUGAUCCAGCAAAACAUUACAAGGGGAGACGCCGAGGCUCAGAGAUUGGCAAACGAAAGAUUCGAAAGACAUGCUCGGGAAGAGCAGGAACAUAGGCAGCGCCUGAUAAUCGAAGAGCAGAGGGAAUCUGACGCCAUGCGAUAUUCUAAUUUCUACGAUCCUGAUUUUGAUGAAGUGAGGGACUAUGGACACGCAACUCGUCCACCCCCCAUUCCACGGAAUAUUCCCCCUGAAGACCCAAUGAGCAUGAAUCCAAAUGAGUUGAAUCAAUGGCUGGAUCAGUUAGACAUUAAUGCUCCGUCAACCCGGCUCGUGCCGCCAUCUUUAAUAAAUUCCCAGGGGGCUGCCGUUGCGAAGCAACCACCACUAAUACCAAUUUCGGAAGAAUCGCGCAUCAGCGACCCAUGGAAUUGGAUAAUGGGAGAUGGAACAAGACAGUCCACUACCCCUGCCCCCCCUAUCCCCCCUACUCCUCCAGCAUACAACCCGAUCCCAAUGUACGAGCAGCCGUCUGUUGCGGGUCCGUCCAGGCGUAUUCGUGACGUUCCGCCGCCAAGGUCAAGGACGCCGGUAUCCCAGAGAAUCAUUAGUCGCAACGACUACCGCCCGCUCGAGGAAUUCCAGACGCCUCCUGACCUCGAAGACAUCGAUAUACUCGUGAAGUUCUACCAAGACCAUCUCCGCGAUCCGCCUCAAAUAGUAGAUCCUUACGCCAAGCUAUGGGGACAGAACACUCCCCCCCCACCGCCUGUUAAAGUUCCUCCACCCCAACCGCCUGUUAAAGCUCCUCCACCCCCUAGAGCGGGGCGCCACGUCAGGUUUGCGGUAACCCCGAUCCCUCCCGGAGGGAUUCCUCCGGCUAUUUGGAACCCUCCUCCUCCUCCCGGAUUUCCUCCCGCUCCUCCCGGAUUUCCUCCCGGAUUUGGUCCAGUUGUAAACCAAGGAGAUGCAAAUCAAGGAGAUGCAAAUCAAGGAGGCGGACAAAAUGCGAAGCAGACACCAGCAGAUGCAACGGAUGUUCAUAAUAUAUAUCGAGGUAAGCCUUAA